Bubalus bubalis (water buffalo) is the source of this 1512-nucleotide messenger RNA. RefSeq names its product basigin (Ok blood group) (gene BSG). The transcript is spliced from 7 exons. Gene Ontology annotation, cellular component: cell-cell junction. Lineage: Eukaryota; Metazoa; Chordata; Mammalia; Artiodactyla; Bovidae. Bases 92 to 907 code for a protein of 271 amino acids. Gene Ontology annotation, molecular function: cell adhesion molecule binding. Gene Ontology annotation, biological process: cell-cell adhesion. The record is from RefSeq and is a predicted model, not a curated record.
GCAACGCUGCCUGCGUGCGCGCGCCCGGCGACUGUCGGGUUCUUAUAGUGCCGCGGGCAGCGGUUGCUCGGGGACGGCGGGACGGCGGGACAUGGCGGCCGGUCAGAUCGCGGUGUUGGGGCUCGUGCUGCUGAGUGCCCAGGGUGGCUUCGGGGCAGGGAGCAGGAUCUGGACGAACAUAGACAAUGACGGCUCCAAAACGCGGCUCACCUGUGCCUUGAAUCACAGUGCCACUGAGAUUGUGGGCCACCGCUGGGUGAAGGGGGGCAAGGUGCUGAAGGAGGACGCCCUGCCUGACCUCAAGACAGAGUAUGAGGUGGACUCGGAAGACCGCUCAGGCCAGUACUCGUGCAUCUUCCUUCCGGAGCACGCGGGCCGCACCGAUCUGGAAGUGAGGGGACCCCCCAGCAUCAAGGCCGUGAAGAAGUCGGAGCACGCCACGGAGGGGGAGACUGUGAUCCUGGUCUGCAAAUCGGACUCCUUCCCGCCAGUCAUCAACUGGCUGUGGUACAAGGAGAGUGAAUCUGGGGACCAGGUCAUCACCAACAGCACCCAGAGCAAGUUCUUUGUGGUCUCCUCGGAGAGCCGCACAGAGCUGCACAUCCCCAACGUGGACCUGAAGGAGGACCCCGGCAAGUACGUGUGCAACGGCACCAGCUUGGAGGGCACCAGCCAGGCAGCCAUCACGUUGCGCGUGCGCAACCGCUUUGCUGCCCUCUGGCCCUUCCUGGGCAUCGUGGCUGAGGUGCUUGUGCUGGUCACCAUCAUCUUCAUCUACGAGAAGAGGCGGAAGCCAGACGAGGUCCUGGAUGAUGAAGACAUAGGCUCUGCUCCAUUGAAAAGCAGUGGGAACCCCUUGAAUGACAAAGACAAAGACAAGAAUGUUCGCCAGAGGAACUCCAGCUGAGAGGACCAGGAUGAGUCUACAGGCAGCGCAGAGAACAGCCCCACGCUCUUCCCUCUCUGGAAACCCCCCAGCGAAAGCAGACCGUGUUGUACAUUCAGACUACACAUUUUCUCUCCUUUUUUAAAAACUGAAGUAGGGUUUUCUCUGUGUAGAAUUCUGCUCCUUAGGGGCUUUGCUUUUCUUGUUUAAACAUCUCGUGAGCACCCCAGGCCUCAUGAGGUUUGUGUAAGGCUCCUGCUGCACCCCCUACCCCACUGGUCCCCUGGGCUGUUGGUGUCCUGAUGUAUUCACAGGGCAGGGGUGAAGGCUCCUGUCCAGGUCCAUCUCUGAAGCUGCUGGGCUGGGCUGGAGCCAGGUCCCUGCCCUUUGUGGAAGGUCACAGGAAGGUCCCAGGCUGUGUGCUGUGCCAAGCGUCCUGCCGUGUGGAGCCAGUGUUGUCAGGUCACUGCAGGUCUGACCACGUGGCGGCCUUAAGCGCAUCCCCCUCACCAAUGCCCCAUCUGCACACAGGAGGAAGGUAGUCUGGCCAACAGUCUCAGAGCCGCUGUGCUGGGCCUGAGCUCCACUCCCUACCAUCCUGCUCACAAUAAAGUCUGACCCUCGUC